AUGACUGAGCCGACAAAGAUCAGCAUUCUGGGCCAUGAGAGCAUCAUCGCUGACUUCGGUCUAUGGCGUGACUAUGUUGCCAAGGACCUGAUCAGCGGCUUGCCCUCGACCACCUAUGUUCUGAUCACCGAUACCAAUCUCGGAUCCCUUUAUACACCCCGUUUCCAAGAAUCUUUCGAGGCCGCCUCCACCUCGAUCUCUCCUGCCCCGCGCUUGCUCGUUUACAAUGCCCCACCUGGCGAGAGCUCAAAGUCUCGACAAACAAAGGCCGAUAUCGAAGACUGGAUGCUUAGCCAGAAUCCACCAUGUGGCCGAGACACCGUGGUGAUCGCAUUGGGUUGUGGUGUGAUUGGGGAUUUGACCGGAUUCAUUGCGGCGACCUACAUGCGAGGUGUCCGCUUUGUCCAGGUCCCUACCACUCUGCUGGCAAUGGUAGAUUCCUCGAUUGGAGGCAAGACGGCCAUCGAUACUCCGUUGGGCAAAAACCUGAUUGGAGCUAUCUGGCAACCAUCAAGAAUCUACAUUGAUCUCGAAUUCCUCGAAACACUCCCUGUUCGGGAAUUUAUCAACGGCAUGGCUGAAGUCAUCAAAACUGCCGCCAUCUCAAGCGAAGAAGAGUUCACUGCCCUGGAAGACAAUGCUGAGUUGAUUCUCAGUGCUGCUCGUAGUGAGGUGAAGCCAGGGCAAGGGCGCUUCGACAACAUUCGCGACAUUCUGAAGGCCCGAAUUCUGGCCUCUGCUCGUCAUAAAGCCUUUGUCGUCUCCGCAGACGAAAGAGAAGGUGGUCUUCGCAAUCUCCUUAACUGGGGCCAUUCUAUCGGCCAUGCGAUCGAAGCAAUUUUGACUCCCCAGAUUCUCCAUGGAGAGUGUGUGGCUAUUGGUAUGGUGAAAGAAGCUGAGCUUGCACGUCACUUGGGCAUCUUGAAGGGCGUCGCCGUUGCUCGUAUCGUCAAAUGUAUCUCCGCAUACGGUCUGCCCACAUCCAUGAAGGACUCCCGGGUCCGAAAGCUUACUGCUGGCAAGCAUUGCUCCGUGGAUCAGCUUCUGUUCAACAUGGCUUUGGACAAGAAGAACGACGGUCCGAAGAAGAAGGUUGUUCUUCUUUCCGCCAUUGGACGCACCUUUGAGCCCAAGGCUAGCGUCGUCUCCAAUGAAGAUAUUGGCGUCGUUUUGGCACCAAGCAUCGAGGUACGUCCGGGUGUGCCGAAAGAUCUCAAUGUCACAUGUGCGCCACCAGGCUCCAAAAGUAUCUCUAACCGUGCUCUUGUACUUGCUGCAUUGGGCUCUGGUACAUGCCGGGUCAAGAAUCUCUUGCACUCGGAUGACACUGAGGUUAUGUUGAACGCUUUGGAGAAGCUCGGUGCUGCCACUUUCUCUUGGGAGGAGGAGGGUGAAGUUCUGGUAGUCAACGGCAAGGGAGGCAAUAUCACGGCCAGCCCUUCCCCCCUGUACCUGGGCAACGCCGGUACUGCCUCCAGAUUCUUGACUACGGUGGCGACACUCGCCAACCCUAGCACCGUCAACGAAAGCGUUUUGACCGGCAAUAACCGUAUGAAGCAACGGCCGAUUGGGGACCUCGUCGACGCUUUGACCGUGAACGGUGCCGGCGUUGAGUAUAUGGAGCGUAAGGGUAGUCUGCCCCUCAAGAUUGCAGCCUCGGGCGGCUUUGCUGGAGGCGAUAUCAAUCUCGCGGCGAAGGUGUCUUCUCAAUACGUCUCCUCGUUGUUGAUGUGUGCCCCUUAUGCUAAGGAGCCCGUGACUUUGAGGCUGGUUGGUGGCAAACCCAUCUCUCAGCCAUACAUCGAUAUGACUACGGCCAUGAUGCGAUCUUUUGGAAUUGAUGUGAAGAAAUCAACAACUGAGGAACACACUUACCACAUCCCCCAGGGUCAUUACGUGAACCCAGCCGAAUACGUGGUCGAGAGUGACGCAUCUUCUGCUACUUACCCCUUGGCCAUUGCUGCCAUUACGGGCACCACCUGCACUGUCCCCAACAUUGGAUCCAAGUCGCUGCAAGGUGAUGCUCAGUUUGCCGUCGAUGUGCUCCGACCCAUGGGAUGCACUGUGGAACAGCUGGAUCACUCCACGACUGUCACCGGACCAGCUGAUGGUAUUCUUCGACCUUUGCCUAAUGUGGAUAUGGAGCCCAUGACGGAUGCUUUCCUGACUGCAUCUGUCCUCGCUGCGGUUGCCAGGGGCGAGAAUUCGAACCACACAACGCGCAUCUACGGCAUUGCGAAUCAGCGAGUGAAGGAAUGUAACCGUAUCAAAGCCAUGAAGGACGAGCUUGCUAAAUUCGGCGUUGUCUGUCGCGAGCACGAGGAUGGACUCGAGAUCGACGGCAUUGAGCGGUCUACUCUUCGCCAACAUGCGGGCGGAAUUUACUGCUACGACGAUCAUCGCGUUGCCUUCAGUUUCAGCGUACUCUCGCUUGUUGCUCCGAAGCCGACACUGAUUUUGGAGAAGGAGUGCGUUGGAAAGACCUGGCCAGGCUGGUGGGACACCAUGAAGCAACUUUUCGGUGUAAACCUCGAGGGAAAGGAACUCGAGGAGGACGAUCAUGCUGCUUCUGGAUCUGAGGAGCGCGCCAAUGCUUCGGUCUAUAUCAUUGGAAUGCGCGGUGCUGGCAAGACCACCUCUGGUCACUGGGUUGCCAAGAGCCUUGACCGGCCUUUCAUCGAUCUCGACACUGAAUUGGAGAAGAUUGAAGGUGCCACGAUUCCCGAUAUCAUCAAGGAGCGUGGCUGGCAAGGAUUCCGUGAUGCGGAAUUAGCAUUGCUCCAGCAGACGAUGCGAGACCAUCCCAAAGGAUAUGUCUUUGCAUGUGGCGGCGGCAUCGUGGAAAUUCCCGAAGCUCGCAAGCUACUCGCAGAUUACCAUAAGAACAAGGGCAACGUGCUCUUGAUCAGCCGCGACAUCAAGCAGGUCAUGGACUUCUUGCAAAUCGACAAGACCCGUCCUGCAUACGUGGAUGACAUGAUGGGAGUGUGGCUUCGCCGUAAGCCGUGGUUCCAGGAGUGCAGCAACAUUCAAUAUCACAGCCAACACUCCAGUAAGACAGAACUUACUUUGGCUUCUGAGGAUUUCGAACGGUUUAUGCAGGUUGUUACUGGGCGAAAGGAUCACCUUGCUGAGAUCAAGAAGAAGAAACACUCAUUUUUCGUAUCGCUCACCCUGCCCGACCUUCGUGAGUGUGGUGACAUUCUGCACGAGAUCUGUGUUGGGUCGGACGCCGUCGAACUACGCGUUGAUCUGCUUCAGGACCCCGCUGCCAAUGGAGGCGUUCCCUCUGUUGACUUUGUGGCCGAGCAAAUGUCCUUCCUUCGCCGGCGAGUCUCACUGCCUAUCAUUUUCACGAUUCGCACGAAGAGCCAAGGAGGACGUUUCCCCGACGAUGACCACGAGGCUGCGUUGGCGCUGUAUCGAUUGGCAUUCCGCUCUGGCUGUGAAUUUGUGGAUCUCGAGAUCGCAUUCCCCGAUGAGUUGCUUCGUACCGUUCUUGAGAUGAAGGGCCAUUCCAAGGUCAUUGCUUCCCACCACGACCCUCAGGGGAAGCUCUCAUGGGCAAACAUGUCCUGGAUUCCGUCCUACAAUCGAGCCUUGGAGUACGGUGAUAUCAUCAAACUCGUUGGUGUUGCCAACAGCCUUGACGACAACACGGCGCUGCGCAAGUUCAAGAAGUGGGCCGAGCAGGCCCAUGAUGUUCCUCUGAUCGCUAUCAACAUGGGUGAUCAAGGCCAGCUCAGCCGCAUCCUGAACGGCUUCAUGACCCCAGUCUCUCAUCCCGCUCUUCCUUUCAAGGCUGCUCCCGGCCAACUGUCUGCAUCCGAGAUCCGUCGCGGUCUUGCGCUGAUGGGAGAGAUCAAGUCUCAGAAGUUUGCCAUUUUCGGGUCGCCCAUUGCCGGCUCUCGGUCUCCUGCUCUCCACAACACACUCUUCAAGGAGACUGGCCUUCCGCAUGAGUACGGACGCCUCGAGACCACCAAAGUUGAGGACGUGAGGGAUUAUAUCCGCGCUCCCGACUUUGGAGGUGCAUCUGUCACCAUUCCUCUGAAGCUAGAUAUCAUGCCCCUUCUGGACGAGGUUGCUCAGGAGGCUGAGAUCAUUGGAGCCGUCAAUACCAUCGUCCCUGUCUCCAACGGCGACAAGCCUCAACGCCUCGUCGGCUACAACACUGACUGGCAAGGUAUGGUUCAGGUGCUUCGCAAUGCUGGCGUUUAUGGCUCCUCGGGCACAGAAAGCGCUGUGGUGAUCGGCGGGGGCGGUACCGCCCGUGCCGCCAUCUACGCUCUUCAUCAGAUGGGUUUCUCGCCCAUUUACGUCGUCGGUCGCACCCCAAGCAAACUCGAGAACAUGGUAUCGACCUUCCCAACUAGCUACAACAUCCGUGUUGUAGAGAGCCCUGAACAGCUGGAGACCGUACCGCAGGUGGCCAUUGGCACCAUUCCUGCUGACCGGCCCAUUGAUCCCGCUAUGCGUGAGACGCUUUGCCACAUGUUUGAGCGCGCUCAGAAGGCCGACGGUACCGUCAUCGGCAAGUCGGUGGCUGAGAGCUCGCCCCGUGUUCUUCUCGAGAUGGCAUACAAGCCUGCCGUGACGGCACUAAUGCAGCUGGCUGCUGAUGCUGGAUGGAAGACCAUUCCGGGGUUGGAAGUCCUUGUUGGCCAGGGUGUGUAUCAGUUCACUCACUGGACUGGCAUUACUCCGCUCUACCAGGUCGCCAGGGAUGCUGUCAUGAGCACCGAGACAUUGUGA
Penicillium oxalicum is the source of this 4755-nucleotide messenger RNA. Its product is annotated as pentafunctional protein ARO1. Gene Ontology annotation, biological process: aromatic amino acid biosynthetic process; chorismate biosynthetic process. The record is from RefSeq and is a predicted model, not a curated record. The transcript is spliced from 2 exons. Gene Ontology annotation, cellular component: cytoplasm. The coding region runs from base 1 to 4755 and encodes 1584 amino acids. NCBI's taxonomy places the organism in Eukaryota, Fungi, Ascomycota, Eurotiomycetes, Eurotiales, Aspergillaceae. Gene Ontology annotation, molecular function: 3-phosphoshikimate 1-carboxyvinyltransferase activity; 3-dehydroquinate synthase activity; shikimate kinase activity.